AUGCAUUUCAACCGCGUCGCCAUGUCCCUUGCUGCCGUCGCCUUCGUCAAGGCCGACCUCCAACUCGACAACGAUGACAUUCCCACCCAGUGCCAGGCCGUCUGUCGCCCCAUUUACGACCUCGGCCAGGCUUGCGAGGUCAACGACGACCUCAUCAACAAUGACCUGACCGAGGAUCGCCUGGAGGCCCAGUGCGUCUGCACAAACAACAGCAUCAACGUCUCCCAGUACGCCGCGCUCUGCGCCAGCUGCAUGGACCAGAACGUUCGGGACAGAGAUGACUUGGAUGACAUCAACGACAUCCUGAGAACCUGCGGCUUCGCCAGCACCUCCUACGCCUCCACCGCAUCCUAUGCUUCCACUACCCCGUCCGUCUCAGCGGCGCGCCCCACUAACUCGGCCCAACUCACAACCACCAUCACCCCCGGCGCGGUCGGGGGCGGAUCCUCUUCCCCGACUCAGACCUCCGCAUCCGGAUCCGGCAGCAACAACGGCGGCAGCAGCACCACCCCGACCACGGCAGGCAGUCAGACUACCCAGACUCCCAAUGCUGCGGGUAUUGUGUCGCCUCAGGGUCUCGGCCUAAUUGGUGCCGCUGCCGUUGGCGCUCUCUUCUUGUAA
Messenger RNA from Colletotrichum godetiae, 621 nucleotides. RefSeq lists its product as uncharacterized. The coding region runs from base 1 to 621 and encodes 206 amino acids. Lineage: Eukaryota; Fungi; Ascomycota; Sordariomycetes; Glomerellales; Glomerellaceae. The record is from RefSeq and is a predicted model, not a curated record. The transcript has 2 exons.